Molecule: messenger RNA, 687 nt
Organism: Tribolium castaneum (red flour beetle)
Lineage: Eukaryota; Metazoa; Arthropoda; Insecta; Coleoptera; Tenebrionidae
Gene: edl
Product: ETS-domain lacking
Exons: 3
Coding region: 110-538 (142 amino acids)
Molecular function (GO): sequence-specific DNA binding
Source: RefSeq, a predicted model, not a curated record
CAGUAUGGUCAAACAGGGCUUUUAUAUAGGCAAGGAUACGGAUAUCCUGUCUAUGGACGUCCUUUACAUGUGUGCGUUUAUUACAAAUGUAUGGAAAUAAUGGCCGGCAAUGGUCGGUGUGUGGUGGAACGGUUCGGACGUUUGGUGUGAUUUUAACUCGUUCAUUUUUGGUGUUUGUUGUGAUCCACUACGAUUCAAAAUAGGGCAUUACAUGAAGAUGGCUUUGCAAACCGCCGACGCCGCCCCCGUUAGAUACGGACCCACACAACGGUGGCAGAGACUCUCGUUCGACGACGAGGACAAUUUACCAAAAGAUCCCAGACAGUGGACGCGGGAGCAUGUGGCCCAAUGGAUCAGUCUAGUGACCCAACAGCACGGUUUACCUGAAGUACCCUCGUCCAGAUUCCUAAUGAACGGAAAAGCUUUAUGUCUUAUGUCACUAGGGAUGUUUUUAAGUAGGGUACCGUUAGGAGGGAAGCUUUUAUACAAAGAUUUUCAAUUAAGGCUUUGUGCGGCACUUUACGGCGUCAAUCAUUAAUUAUUUCUAGGUUUUUUUUGAUAACAUAGGGUUACGUAGCACUUGGCAGCAACUAUUAUACUUCCUGUAAUUAGAAUUUUUUUCAAGUAUUGUGAAAUGCCUGCCGCAAGGAUUUUUCCUAGUCAUGUAAAUAAAAUAAUUUAGUAUCA